CUUCUCAUCCCCCUUUUGCUAUGACGGAAAACACGAAUUAAUGUGGAUUUUUUAUAGUUUAUAACAUAAAAACGCAUUUGUAGUUAAAUUUUUUGUGCUUGUGGUAGUCGGAAGCAAAACAGCGAUACACGCAAAAUGCUAGGCAUAAAUGUUUUAGCCGGUAUCUCCAUAGCGCUCUUACUUUUGAGCACCUGCUCGGCGCUGUACGAGGACCAGAUUAAGAAAUUCGACUGGCGAAGCGUGCAUGUGGGAGCCCUGAAGCAAUCUCGCGUCGAUUUGAAUCACUUUCAACCGCGUUUGCUCGUUAGCACUCAUGAGGAUGUCGUGGCCUUUUUAUGCCCGAAAACCGGCGCCAUUAUGUGGCGACAGGUGCUCGAACAGAAGCCGCGCGGCGACAUUAAGCUGCUCCAAGUGAGCGGAUUCUCGGUCGAUAGCAGCGAUACGGCGGCCGCACCAAUUGGCACCAAUCUGGGAUUCGAUAUGCUCACAGUGCAGGGCCAUGCGCCCGCUUUGGUGCGUGGCUGGAAUACCAAUAUUGGAACUAUUGAAUGGGAAUGGUCCAUAAUGCCUUUGAAUUCCGAGAAGGCCCAGGAUGCCCUCUGGUUCUAUAGCAAUUCUAUUCUCUAUCACAUUGUUCCGGCUUGGCGAAGCCACCUCGAGGUCACCGCUUACUUUGCUAGCUCGGGCCACAGCACUGGCAGCACCAGCAAGAUCAUGGCCUCCUGGAUCACUAGAGAAAGCUGUACCCUCAGCGGUACCUUCUACGUUUGUGUGGACAGCAAGCAGCUGAUCAGCUUGGAUUUGGUGUCGAAGAGCACGCAAGUGAUAAGAACUGCGCUGGAAAGUGAGCCUCAGGGAACAAUUGAGGCAGUGGAGGGCCUCAAUGGCGUUGUAAUUGUUGAUGGCAAACUCGUGAGCGUUAAUAAGGAUCAGGCCGUGUGCGGUGCUCUCCAAGGCUCCAGCUAUGCUGUGGGCAGCUUUAACUAUCGCAAAAUUGUGGUAUCUGCGGAUCUCACAUCAGGAAAUCUCAAAAUCAAUGCUGCGUACUUGGAUAAUUGCUCGCCCGUUUCUGAGCUGCAGCAGACUCUACAGUUCCCCGAGCACUUUGGAAUACCCACGUUAAACAGCUUUGAUUGCAAGCUGAAGCGCUCUGGCGAUGGCAAGAGUUGUAUGUUUGUGUUCAGCACCAGCUCGGAGUCCAUUGUGGCCGUGCAGCAGGGAAAAGUGCGUUGGUCGCGCGAGGAGUCUCUGGCCAAUGUAAUUGAUUCGCAGUUCAUGGACCUGCCCCUGGCCGAUACAGAGGGCACUUUGGAGAGCGAAAUGAAGGGCAAAGCCGGAGACAUUGCCAGUGCCUUUUUGCGUCGCAUUAGCACGCAGGCAGUUCAAAUCAGAAGCCUAUUCCUUCAUGUCAUCGGUCUGGGGCCACCGCCUACGGACACACAGCGGGCGGGUUUGGUUCGCGACUCCUUUGGCCUCCACAAGAUACUCGUGCUGCUCACACGCAGUGGAAAGAUAUUUGGCAUCGACAACAUCUCGGGCAAACAUCACUGGCAGCUGUAUCUACCGAAAGUAAAUGCUUUCGACAAUGCCGAGCAAAUGCAUUUAAUUGUACAGCGCACCUCCAAACACUUUCCACUGCAGCCCCUGUGCGCCAUUGUGGCCAAGAAUUCUAUCAAUGGCAAUGGUGUGCUGUAUCGCUUCAAUCCCAUCACGGGACAGGCCACAGAGGGCGGACUACUGCACCUAGACUUUAAGAUCAAACAGCUUUCAUUGCUGGCCGAGACGGAAAAAGACUUUGUCAAGGGCAUACUGAUAUUCGAUGCCUCAAAUCAGGUGCAUGUGUAUCCCCAGCAUGCCACACCAUUGGCCAAUGGAAUGUAUCUCUAUACCGCUGAUGUGAAGAGCGCUCAACUCGAGGGAUACUUUGUAAAAUAUGCGGGUGGAAAACUUUCGUGCACACACAUUUGGAAUGCCCGUUUGGGCGGACAUCAUUCCGAGCAGCAAAUCAUUGCUGUUGCCGGCAAGAAUCCCAUUGAGCAUGUCCACUCCCAGGGCCGUGUGUUGGGCGAUCGUUCUGUGCUUUACAAAUAUAUCAAUCCCAAUUUAGUGGCCUUCGUUACCCAGGCCCCUGAUGCCACACACAAAUCCGUGCUUAACUUGUAUUUGGUGGAUGUUGUGUCGGGCUCUGUGAUAUUCUCGAUGACCCAUCGCAAGGUGCGCGCACCAUUGGCCAUUGUGCACUCGGAAAAUUGGCUCGCUUACUCUUACUUCAAUGAGAAAGUGCGACGCACGGAGAUUACCACUAUUGAACUGUACGAGGGUAAGGCGCAGGCAAACAGUAGCGUUUGGAGCUCUCUGACGGCGCCGCCAAUGCCGCUCGUUGAGCGUCAGUCCUAUAUCAUACCCGCAAUAGUUGAAGCGCUCCGCGAGACGAUCACAGAGCGCGGAAUUACCAAUAAGCAUGUGCUAAUUGGAACUGCCAGUGGUUCCAUUAUUGAAAUGCCUUGGCAUUUGCUGGAUCCUCGACGUCCCAUUGCUUCCACGACCCAGGGACGCGAAGAGGGGGCCAUUCCCUAUAUACCCGAGUUGCCUUUGCCUACGGAAAGCCAUAUUAACUAUAACCAGACGGUGGCACGCCUGCGUAACAUUUACACUGCGCCCAGCGGUCUGGAGAGUACCUGUCUAGUCGUUGCCACGGGUUUAGAUUUGUUCGUUACUCGCGUUGCGCCCUCGAAGACGUUCGAUUUGUUGAAGGAGGACUUUGACUAUAUACUAAUUUCCAUAGUGCUAGUCGCUCUCACAUCGGGCUCGUUGAUUGUUAAGCAUUUAGCGUCGCGUAAAUUGCUCAAGCAGGCGUGGAAAUAGGCGUGGCGUGUGAUGGGCAUUAUUAUUAUUAAAUAAUUGCUUUAUAUACAUACAUAUAAAAUUUUACUGCGACCAAAUAUAACAAGGGAUGAUGAUGAUGACGAUCGAUAAGGAUGAAGAAGAGACGUAAAAGGAAGAUUAGAAGCGAAGAGAAUAUUGAUAUACAUAACAUAAUUCUAGUAGCUGCAUUACAUCCAAAUAAUGCAAUCGAUGAACCAUAUUUUCUCAACGCUAAGCCUAGGCAAUUAUUUAUAAUUAAUUAUAUAGCGUAUAGUUAAAUCAACAAAACAAAUAAUUCUAAUUAGCUGUUGAAAAAGGUUAUUCAUUGCAUUUUUCUGUUCCUUUUCAUUUGUGUGUAUGUUUCAAUUUUCCAUAUUUGAAGAAUAUCAGCAUUGAAGUUGUGUGUUUAAAAUUUAGUUAAUAAAUGCAUUUGUAAAGGAGGACAAUGGUAAA
Drosophila miranda is the source of this 3318-nucleotide messenger RNA. It is a transcript of the gene EMC1, whose product is annotated as ER membrane protein complex subunit 1. The record is from RefSeq and is a predicted model, not a curated record. Bases 136 to 2865 code for a protein of 909 amino acids. Gene Ontology annotation, biological process: protein folding in endoplasmic reticulum. Gene Ontology annotation, cellular component: EMC complex. The transcript is spliced from 11 exons. NCBI's taxonomy places the organism in Eukaryota, Metazoa, Arthropoda, Insecta, Diptera, Drosophilidae.